AUGGCACCCCACAAGAAGCAUGUCAAUUCUUCUGGGCAGACUCUGGUUGUAAGGGCAUGCGCGUCCGGUAAGCUGGACGUCGUUAAACAAAGGCUAGAAGAAAGGCCGGAAGACCUCGAUGAGGCAGACCAUGCCAAGAACACUCCCCUCCAUGCUGCCAGCAUUGCUGGCCAUGCAGAUAUUGUCAAACUUCUGUUGGAUGCAGGUUGUAUUGUUGAUCCAGUCAACGUCGCCCGAGAUACGCCCCUACACGAUGCGAUUGAUAAUGGCCAUCUCGAGUGUGUCAAACUUCUGCUCGACGCCGGUGCCAAUCCACGGAAAGCAAAUGGCAAAGGUGAAGACCCGUAUGAUCUC
Molecule: messenger RNA, 354 nt
Organism: Amorphotheca resinae ATCC 22711
Lineage: Eukaryota; Fungi; Ascomycota; Leotiomycetes; Helotiales; Amorphothecaceae
Exons: 1
Cellular component (GO): nucleoplasm
Molecular function (GO): protein binding
Source: RefSeq, a predicted model, not a curated record